Messenger RNA from Cladophialophora carrionii CBS 160.54, 1422 nucleotides. RefSeq lists its product as uncharacterized. Lineage: Eukaryota; Fungi; Ascomycota; Eurotiomycetes; Chaetothyriales; Herpotrichiellaceae. The record is from RefSeq and is a predicted model, not a curated record. Gene Ontology annotation, molecular function: sarcosine oxidase activity; proline dehydrogenase activity; flavin adenine dinucleotide binding. The transcript is spliced from 2 exons. Bases 1 to 1422 code for a protein of 473 amino acids.
AUGUCUAAUGAUCCCGCACCACGGCACAUUCUCAUCGUCGGCGCCGGUGUCUUCGGCCUUUCCACUGCUCUCUCGUUGAUCCACAAUCCGACGUACGAUGGCGCGCGGAUAACUAUCAUCGACAGCUCGCCCACGUUGCCCAAUCCGUCUGGGUCCUCCGUGGAUGCGAACCGCAUCGUGCGCGCAGACUACGCAAACAAGCAGUAUGCCCAACUAGCUUUGCAGGCACAGGAGCUUUGGCGUGACGGGAGGAUGGAAUCAUGGGGCGGGGAGGGACGUUACCAUGAGCCAGGCUUCGUGUUGACCGCGGUGGCAGAUCAAGAUGCGUACUUGGCAGGAGCGCUGUCCAACGUGCGCAGCCUCGCCCAGGAGGACAAGCGUGGGAGGAUAGACUUGGGCAAAAUCCAGGAAUUGCAUGGACGCGAUGAGAUCCGCAAGGCCACGGGCUAUGAGGGCGUCAGCGGCGACCACGGCUACGCCAACUUCAACUCCGGCUGGGCGAACGCUGAAGCCUGCGUCGCGUAUGCUUUGAGGCGGAUCAGAGCCGAGGGAGGUGACCGUGUGGACAUCCGCCCCAACACACGGGUGCAGAGUCUACUCGUGUCGGCGAUGGAGUGCAAGGGGGUGACGCUGCUUGGAGGGGAACAAAUCCAGGCAGAUCUGACUGUCCUGGCGGCCGGCGCGUGGACUCCCACGCUCAUUGAUCUGCAGGGCCGAUGUCUAGCCACUGGUCAGACCAUGGCCUUUCUCGAUAUCACCCAAGAAGAGCAAGCCGCCAUGGGGUCCAGACCGACCAUCAUCAACCAGAGCAGUGGGAUGUUCAUCAUCCCACCGCGGGACAAGCUCUUGAAAGUCGCGAGGCAUGGCUACGGAUAUCGAAAUCCAGUCAACAUCCCGAAGCAGACACUUCGGCCUGGCGUCGUGGAUGGGGCCGCCACUUCCGGGGACGUCGAAGUCAGUGUGCCGGACGUGGGCGUGCCCAUCCCUCUCGAGGCCGAGGAAGCCCUACGAGGGGCACUCCGCGAACUUGUUCCUCAUAUGGCAGAUCGGCCGUUCGUGCGGACGAGGAUCUGCUGGUAUUGUGAUACACCCACGGGCGAUUUUCUCAUCACGUAUCAUCCGGCGUAUAAGCGGCUUUUCCUCGCCACCGGCGGUAGCGGGCACGGCUUCAAAUUCUUCCCCGUCAUCGGCGACAAGAUUGUCGCGGCCAUGGAAGGGAAAGUCGAGCCCGAGCUGGCAGAGAUCUGGAGGUGGAGGAGUGAAGAAGAAUUGAAGGAAGUGAUCAGAAGGCAAGGGGAAGGAGAAGAGUUUAUUGCCUGCGCAGACGGGAGUCGAGGCGGACCAAAGGGAAUGCUCCUGGCGGAGGAGAUGAAGAGAAAGAGAGGUCUUGCUGAGCACAAGUCAGGUCUUGCAAAGCUGUGA